This is a messenger RNA of Acanthoscelides obtectus, 354 nucleotides long. The record is from the annotation of a GenBank genome assembly. NCBI's taxonomy places the organism in Eukaryota, Metazoa, Arthropoda, Insecta, Coleoptera, Chrysomelidae.
AUAAAAUAGGUGCUUAUGCUUAAAAGCUGUAUUUUAUGGUAGUUGUCGAGAUUUAUCUUUCAGACUGUCAUGUCCCCUAAUGUUUUCCGAAUUCAGUUGCAAAACCAGACGGACAGCAUGUUACAGGCAUUGACUUCACAUACCCCACCCAGGUGGUCAUACAGCUCCUUUCUCCACCCAGAAUGCAGUAUAAGGUUGGAUAUCUUCAGGGAGAAUAAGUUAAUCAAUGUAAUGAAGACAAUUCUGGAUAAGUAUGAUUAUAAUCAUGUUUUCAUAGACAGUACUUAAUGCCCGACUUGAUGUUUACGAAAAUCUUCUGAUACUUAUAUACAAAUCUUAUUUUUUGCGCAGAGC